Messenger RNA from Didymodactylos carnosus, 876 nucleotides. The record is from the annotation of a GenBank genome assembly. NCBI's taxonomy places the organism in Eukaryota, Metazoa, Rotifera, Eurotatoria, Philodinida, Philodinidae.
AUGUCGAACGGUGAGAGAGACAAUGAAAAUCAUCCACGUCCACGUUUAUGUCAUUUAAGACGUUGGGGUCACUUUGCUGGAUAUGGUUUUAAUUUACACUGUGAAAAGUCAAAACCCGGUCAGUUUAUAGGCAAAGUUGAUCCAAAAAGUCCAGCUGAAGCAGCAGGUCUACGUGAACAUGAUCGAAUUGUUGAAGUAAAUUUUGUUAAUAUUGGAAAUGAAAAUCAUAAACAAGUUGUAACACGCAUAAAAGAAGGUGUAUCGCGAGAUGGAACAAAAUAUCCGGAUGAAGUUAUAUUACUCGUAUUAGAUAAUGAUGCUGAUAGAUAUUAUAAAAGUAAAAAUAUUGUUGUAAGAGGAAAUGAUCCAAAUGUUGAAAAAAUUGAAACACCAAUAAAAAAUCAAGAAAUGAAUAUUAACACACCAUCACCUUACUAUAACAGUAAUCCUUCUGAAUCAUCAAUAGUUUUACCAACAAAAAAUAAUUACACAAAAAAUGCUGAUUUUACAACUACAACAGUCACACGAACACAAUAUGAUUCAUCACCAUCAUCAACAAAAUCGAACAAUCAAGAUAAUAAUUAUAAAGAAUCAUCGUCACCAAAAAUACCUCAAAAACAAUAUAACGAAGUGUUCAUGACAACAUCGGAUCAAAAACUAAAUGACAAUACGAAUGGUCGAUAUCAUAAUGUAAAUAAUGAACCAAAACAUAGUGUUACUCACAGAGAACACUCAGAUAACACCGUCUUACCAGAAUUAGAAUUGUCGGUUGCAGAAUUUCGUGAACAGUUAAAAGCAACAAAUAAACGAGAUAAAGAUCCAAGAAAACAGCAAAUGUCAAUGCGUGAAAAACUUGACAUGAUUAACAGUAUGUAA